Messenger RNA from Corylus avellana, 3060 nucleotides. The record is from RefSeq and is a predicted model, not a curated record. Lineage: Eukaryota; Viridiplantae; Streptophyta; Magnoliopsida; Fagales; Betulaceae.
AUGGCCGCCGAUCAGGCCAUGAAAGCCGCAGCCAGAGAUAUUAUCAUCUCCCCACUCCUCGCAACACUGGAACAUCUCCUCUCCUUCCUCACUCCACCAGAAGAUGCAGACUUUCACCUCCUUAUGGAUUAUGACAGAACCCAAGCAGAGGUCAUCUUCGAUCACUGCAGCCAGCAGUAUCCCAACACUCUCUUACUCAAGCUUACUGACCUCCUUCUAACCACCGAUGAUUUCAUUCUCUCUUGCCACUACGCCACGCGCCUCCGCAGCGUUCUAGCUGGGCAGUUAACCGAGAUCUCCCCCAUGCUCCUGACCGAGCUCAAGGCCCGGAUUUUCGCUUGCCUUCAGCGAUACAGAUUAACCCCCGUUUACAGGAAUUUGUCCAAGUCUAUAUCAAUUGUUGCUUCUAGGGUCUUCAUCACACAACACGGAGAUUGGCAGGAGCUUCUUGAUUAUAUACUUUUGUCUCUCAAUUCGAAUGACAACAAUGUUACCGAAUUGGGCCUUUAUCUGUUCUGCGAUUUGCCAUUGAAUACGGGUCGAUUCUUGCGGCCGGAAUUUGAUUAUCUUUACUUGGCAUUCUUGAGGGGCUUAAGUUCCCCUAAUAUAGUAAUCCGUUUAUCGGCCUACACUGCUUCAGCUCAAUUGGUGAAGCAGUUGGCGGAUUUUGAUGUUGACAAAGGAGAUCUUUUGCCGGAAAUGUUAAAUUUACUGAUUGAUUUGCUCAAUGAUAAGAGCGACAUUAAUAUCCAAGAGGGUCUAAAAGAAUUGGUUUGCUUGGCCAAAAUAGACCCCAGCUUCUUUACAAAUCACUUGAGACAGUUGUGUGAAUCAAUGGUUCAAAUAGCCGAGGAUAAUUAUUUAUUGGAGGACACAAGGUAUGCAGCCAUUGAUGUUAUCAUGGCAGUCAACGAUACCGCGACCGACGAAAUGUCCACUAUGAUUCGGAACCUGCAUGGCGAGAUUGUAAACAGGCUAAUCUCAACUUCAAUGGGCAUGCUUGUACGUAUUGAAGAUGAUCCUACAUGGUAUAUUGAAGAUGAUCCUAACAAGGGUACGAAUGCAGGGAAGACGAGGAGUUAUGAUCUUGGACUUUGCCUACUGAAUCUAGUUUCAUCUGCAGUGUCUGGUACUCUAGGGGUGCCCAUUGCUUUGGAUUUGAUACAACAGUAUGUAUAUGGUAAGGAGUGGGAGAUGCGUCUCGCCGGAAUCAUUACCCUUGCCGUAGUUGCAACGAGACACUCAAAGGAAAUCGUAAAUUAUCUUGGGCGAGUUGUGGCAAUGAUUUCAAUUACAUUUCAUGAUCUGAAGUCUCGAGUUCGCUGGCUUACUGAACGUGCUGCUCUGGAAAUUCGUUUGUUCAGCAAGGAUUGUAUUCGAAAUGAUUUGACACUUUACUUGGAGAAAAUAGUGAGCAGACUGCUUGUACUCCUGCAGAAUGAGAAUCAGAAGCUACAGGAGGAGGCUAUGGCUACUCUGGCAUCAAUUGCAAUUUCAUCACAAGACCAGUUCCAUCCAUACUAUGAUGCCACAAUGGCUUCCUUGAAAGCUAUUUUCUUCAACAAAAGUGAUGCAUCUAAUUCUAAGCGAAUGCUCCGUGCCAAAUCAGUUGAGUGCAUUAGUUCGAUUGCAGUUGCUGUUGGAAAGGAGAAAUUUAUGAAUGAUGCUACGAAGGUGAUAAAAGUUCUCGUGUCACUACAAAAAUCCUUGCUCGACACAGAUCACUCAAUAAGAAUCCACCUGUUACAGGCAUGGUUAGGAUUCUGCAAAUGCCUAGGGCGGAGUUCUGAAGCUUACGUAAGCGAGUUAGUGCCAAUUUUUCUUCGGUCUGCAGAACUGAGCGUUGAUGACAACGACGUAGACACUGAUGAACCACCUCAUGAUCAAAGUGAUCUCUUAAGGGAAAAAGCAUUGGCUUGUAACCUGCUAUGCUGCUUUGCUGUUCAGUUAAAGGAAAAUUUUUUUACUUGGGUCAGUCAGGUUUCUAAAAUUUUGGUUCCGCUGCUACUUCAUCCCCAUCUUGAAACCAGAAUGGCUUCUGCUUCAGCCAUGCCGGAAUUAUUGUGUUCAGCUAUAUUGGCCGUUCAAAAGGGAGAAUCUGGAGGGCGUAGUAUGUCUUUUGUUCAGAAUUUAGCUACCUUUAUUGUACCUGCUCUGGUGAAAGCUUUGAAGGAGGUAACUGGAUUAAAUUUCCCUCAAGCACAGAUCGGGCCGGUUGCAGAUGGGAUGAAGCAUGUGCUUGCUGUGCAUUCAUGUAGAAAUCUGGAAAUGGCAGGAAGAGAAGCAGAUGAAGAUUUUAAUAUGGAAGAGGAAGAGAGCAUAGAAAAGCGGUUGGAAGAUGUCAUCCUUCAUCAAGCAGGGAAUUGCUUGAUCACAAUGAUCAAAGUAUUUAAGGCUGGAUUCAUGCCUUAUUUUGAGAAACUUUCUUCAGAUAUAACAGCCAUGUUGGGAGAUGAUCGCACAGCUAGAGAGAAAACGAUUGCCUUUUCCAUUAGUAAUUGUGUAAUUCAGCAAUGCCAAGAAGCUGCACAUAAGUAUUAUGACACAUAUCUUCCAUUCCUCUUGAAAGUUUGUGAUGAUGAGAACUCAGAUGUCAAACAGGAAGCUGCACAUGGAAUUGGUGUUUGUGCUGAGUUUGCCCAAUCUAAGUUUAAAAAUAUUGCUGAAGUUGCUGUAGUCAGUUUGAAUUCUGUGAUAAGUCAUUCAAAUCCAUUAUUAAGUUCAGAAAAUAGAAAGACCUAUGAUACUGCUGUUUUAGCGCUUGGGAAAAUAUGCAAGUUCCAUCGUGAGAGUAUUAAUGCACCUCAGGUUGUUCCCACCUGGUUAGGCUACUUGCCAAUAGAAGAUGACCCAACUGAAGCCAAAGUGGUGCAUGAAGAGCUUUGUUCAAUGGUAGAAAGGUCAGAUAAGGAACUUUUAGGCCCUGACAAUCUACACGUUCCAAAGAUUACUGAAGUCUUUGCCAAGAUUGUAGCCAAGAAAGACAAUCUUGCAACAGAGGAAACUGCAGACAGGAUGGCUGCUGUGUUGAAGCGAUUUGAGAAGCUACAACUACAAUGA